Molecule: messenger RNA, 2376 nt
Organism: Stereum hirsutum FP-91666 SS1
Lineage: Eukaryota; Fungi; Basidiomycota; Agaricomycetes; Russulales; Stereaceae
Exons: 7
Coding region: 1-2376 (791 amino acids)
Source: RefSeq, a predicted model, not a curated record
AUGGAUGAAAGCUCCUCUAACGCCCUUCAGACGCAAGGGGCGGUCGACGACACGCAAACGACACCUAAAAGCUCGACUCAUGCCACUCACUCCGACAGAAAUGUUACGACGGCUGCGGAAGCGGAGGAGAUCAUCCUUACGGAGAUGCGCUACGCGGCCUUUGGCAACACUCUUGGUUUCUUCGACAGUCUCUUCUCCUGUGACGAUUCGCUCAUAGACCAAAUCUACGAUGACUUGACAAGCGGAGAUCAGCCACUAUAUUCCGAAGCCAAUAAGUGCUGGACUUCUCUUCCAACCAACCCGACCAGCGUGGAUUCCAUUUAUGAGCCCCUUGUGACAAUUUUCAGCGCGAUUACGGCGGCAUGUGGUAGUGCAAAGACGUUUAACCUCGUUUGGCAGGACGUGCAUGACAAGAAGGUCAAUUCAGAGGCAGCGGCCGAUGUCAAGCCUGAUAUCAUAGGCCUCUUACAUGCCUGCAAGUACAACUCAUUGGACCUGUGGAGGUUGAUACAGACGCCCGUCGAGGUCAAGAAACCGUUAGGAGUGCUACCUGGCCUUCUUCAGAUUCUGAAAUAUAGUCGUCAAGCGCUUUACGAGCAGGUCGACCGACGAUUUAUCUUUGGUCUUGUCUAUGCUAGGACUCGCCUUACUGUAUGGCACGUUGAUCGGUCGGGAGCGCUGGGCUCUAAAGCAUUCGAUGUUCAUGAGGAUCCGAAACAGCUCAUACGUGUGAUCGCAUGCAUGACUACGAAGAGUCCCGUCGAGCUUGGGUGGGACACGCACUUCAGAAUGGUAACCAGCGAACCGAAUCAGCCUCUUAAGUCAUACCCUUCGUGGGAGGUGUCCGGUGGGCCUCGCUUGAAUCCUGAUAAUCCUUACGACCAGCACUGGUGGGUUUUGUCGAUGCUGAAGCCGAAGAGGGAGCCCAACGGCGAACGAGAAAAUUUCGUGAUCUGGGGCGCUAUCAGCCUGGCUCGAGGAGAGGUGAUUCGGGGGCGAGCUACGAGGGUGUGGCUAGCAUGGAAAGAGGCCGAUCUGGAGCUUGAAGAAGCUAAACGAAAGAUCUAUGUCAUCAAGGACAACUGGCGGGAUGACCGUCGAGGACUUGAGGGCGAACUCUACGACAAGAUAGGGCCCGAUGCUCCUGGAUUCGCCAAGAUAUAUUCGUAUGAGAUAGUCAGAUUCGAUGGCAAAAAAGAUACAACCUCGGAAUUUGUGCGAAAAGGCUUGGCCCAUUCCGGAGCGCCGCUCAAUGUUCGGACGAAACAGGACGGCAAUCGUAACUACCAUCCUGAUGUCUAUCUUCACAAGGACUGCAUACCCGGCGACUGGGAGGAUUAUUUUGAAGCUUCCCCAGGUCCCAACCCACAAGGACGCAUUCACUCGCGCACGGUAAUGGAGAGUCAUGGUUCCCCGCUCUCCGAAUUCAACGACUUGCAGGAGUUAGUCAAGGGCCUACAUGACGCUAUCAAAGGGCAUCAAUAUGCAUUCCAGAAGGGUGUUCUUCACCGUGAUAUCAGCGAUGGCAACGUACUACUCACUGACGAUAAUAAGCCACAUCGUGGUAUUAUGAUCGACUUGGACUAUGCCGUCGCAUUCGAAGGCCACACGCCUUUGUUCGACGACGCGCGUACAGGAACUUUAGCAUUCAUGAGUGCGGAGAUAUCGGACGUAAACCAUCGUCCAUACUUCCCGAACAGGAUCGGUGGAGGAGUCAUCAAGCACAUAGUCACUCGGCCCGGCACGCGCGUCGGUUUCGAGAAGGAGGACGGUGUUGAUCACUACUUGAUGAAGACCAUCAAAAAGUUAUUCGACGGCGAGGAUUUCGAUGGCAACGGCGAUGCCAAACGGCUCAUCAUCAAGAACGUCGACGAAUUCCAACAAAGCAUCGCCGAUCACAUACAGGCUUAUUUCCAUCCGAUCAAGGAUGUCGUGACCGACCUUCAUGAUGUUCUUCGAGAGGCUUACCGAACACGCUCUUGGCCGGAUAUCCACGACAAGUUCAUCGCCAUCUUUGCGGCUGCCGAAGAGCGUCUCAAGAAUCUGGCCGAUGACGAGGGAAGGGCCAAGUAUCGGGAGAUGGAACAGGCUCAACGUAAUCUUAGGGCAAAGGCUUGCCUGCCACGCUCGCCUCCUGCUGCUGUGCUCCAUGAGAGGGCCAGGAAGGCUGCAAAGGAGAAAGCGGAGAAGCUGGCUGCAGCGAAGGCCGCGAAGGUAGACGGCGAUGGACCAAGGAAGGCCUCGAGCUCGCAGACCAAGAGGAAGGCUGAUUCCGAGGAUGAUGUCGAGUCUUCUGGCGCGAAGAAAUCUAGGAGGACCACUGAGGGUAGGAGGACUACUGGGGGUAGGAGGACUACUGAGGGGGCUUCAAGCUGA